CGAGUCGGCUGGAUUUUGUGUUUCCGCUCCAGAAGAGAACGAUCAUGUGGUAUUUUCUCGUCGCAGCUCUCUUCCUUCUGCUCUGCUACAAAGUGUUGAGAGUGUCCCUGUUUUGGAGGAACAAAGGCAUUCCCUACGAGCCUUACUACUGUUAUCUGUAUCGCAUUUUGUGGAUUUUGAACACGCGGAGCUUCGCGGACUUUCAACACUACGCCGCCAAGCGAUACGGUCGGUUUUUCGGAACCUACAAAGGCUUGACGCCAUGUAUUGCCACCCAGGAGCUCGAUAUCGCCAGAGAAGUUCUGAUAAAGCAGUUCGACAAGUUCUUCAAGCGGGGCUCAGAUUUCAAAUCGGGCGAUCCGAUCUGGGACAACAGUCUCCUGAACUUGUCUCACGAUGAGUGGAAGCUGAUGCGAAGUGCGAUGGGUUACGCCUUCACGACGGCCAAAAUGAAGCCCAUGAUCACGAAGUUUACUCUAACCGCCCAACGUUUGAUUGGAAAACUGAACAGGCUCGCUGAGGCGAAUGGAGGAAAGCUCGAGCGGGAGUUCGGCGAGUUCGCGAAGCUUUACGCCGUUGAUACCACGAUGGCUAUCGCGUACGGCAAGGACACCAAUUGCGUGGAACAUCCCGACGCCAAGCUUAUAAGACACACUCGCAUCGCGCUAUCGCCAGGCUUGGCAACCCUGUUGUUCUUCGUGGCGCCGAACUUCUUCAGAUACGUCCCGGGAGUCACGUUCCCACCAAAGCCCACGAUGGAUUACUUCAGAGGACUCGCAAAACACAUGUUCAAGGAGAAACGAGCUGGACUCGACAAAGCUAUUGCCGAUGAAACCGCGGACAUAAUCGAUCGACAAUUACUGCUGCAACGCGAAGACCCGAGGAUCACGGAUGACCUAAUGACUUCGCAAGCUUUCUUUUUGAUGAUAGGGGGUCUCGAUGCUGUCGGGUUCGCAUUCAACAUCAGCGUAUACUACCUGGCGCUGUUCCCCGAAGCUCAGCGGAGAGCCUACGAAGAAAUCAGGUCGCUCCUCGGCGAUCGUAGGGAAGUGGAGUACAGAGAUCUUCAGCAGCUGAAGUAUGUGGAGGCUCUGAUCCUUGAAUCCUUUCGGUUUUUCCCCUUCGCUUUCCAGCUCGACAGACUCUGUACGAUUGAGACGGAAGUCUGCGGGAUCCGAUUCGAGAAGGGGAUGGCGAUCGAUAUAUUCGGGAAAGAGAUGAUGCGGGAUCCGCGUUAUUUCUCGAAGCCGGCUGAAUUCCGGCCGGAGAGAUUCCUCAAAGAGGAACCCGAAUUGACAGCAGAAAUGGGGGCUUUCCUGCUGUUUGGUGAUGGCCCGAAGCACUGCCCAGGAAAGAGAUUGGCACUGAUGAAUUCGCAAACGGCUCUGGCAAAUGUGAUCUUGGCUUUCAAGUUCGAAAAAUGUCCCGCGACUCCUGCCCAUCCCCCGGAGUUGCGGAGCGGCUUCGAUUUCGAGAAGAUGAUGCGGAAACCGCUGGUUAUCCGUAUCAUUCCCCGGUCGGACAUAAGGUUAUUAGAAUAAAGGAUUUUGAU
Molecule: messenger RNA, 1552 nt
Organism: Galendromus occidentalis (western predatory mite)
Lineage: Eukaryota; Metazoa; Arthropoda; Arachnida; Mesostigmata; Phytoseiidae
Product: cytochrome P450 3A9
Exons: 1
Coding region: 45-1541 (498 amino acids)
Molecular function (GO): iron ion binding; steroid hydroxylase activity; oxidoreductase activity, acting on paired donors, with incorporation or reduction of molecular oxygen
Source: RefSeq, a predicted model, not a curated record